Molecule: messenger RNA, 2159 nt
Organism: Astyanax mexicanus (Mexican tetra)
Lineage: Eukaryota; Metazoa; Chordata; Actinopteri; Characiformes; Acestrorhamphidae
Product: F-box/LRR-repeat protein 12
Exons: 4
Coding region: 49-1170 (373 amino acids)
Molecular function (GO): protein binding
Source: RefSeq, a predicted model, not a curated record
UGUGGUAUAUGAGUUGUGAGCGGUUCCGGCUUGUGAGCGUGUGGAAGGAUGGAUUGUUUUCCAGAGAAUAUUUUAAUAGAGAUUUUAUCUUAUUUAAGUAUCAGAGAGCUUCUCCGGUCCGCCAGGGUGUGUAAGCGCUGGAGGCAGCUGGUGAAGGACCAGAGACUGUGGCGUAAUGUAGAUCUUUCAACAUGGAAAGGAAUGACGUCGCGUGUGCUGUGGGUGUUGUUACGGCAGUACCUGGGGCGUGGGCUGCGGUACCUGCGUCUGCGUGGGCUGCUGCUGUCUGCGCGGGCCGGGGCGUUCCUGUCCGAGCCCUGGCUGCAGACUCUCUCCUCUAAAUGCCCUCGGCUGUGCCGGCUCACCCUGCUGCACACCGACCUGCGCGGCCUGCGCAGCUGCUCCCUCCUCCCGCACACCUUACAGGUGCUUGAGCUUCGUAGCUGCGAGGUCCCUCCCGGUUUCUUUACCCAGAAUCCCCCUGGUUCACCAGAGCUGGACGGCCCCAAGCCGGCCGCGUCCAAAAUCCACAGCAAGCCUCCGAAGUCUCCCUCCUUCUCGGGCAUCAGCAUCGAGACGCUGGUUUUGGACAACGUCCCGUCCUUCACCAACCAGCACCUGCAGAGCCUGAGCUCGUGGGCGCGGCUGAGCCGGCUGGAGCUGCGGGAGCUGAUCCGGGUGACGGCGGCGGGACUGCGGGCGUGCGCCCCCCCCGGCCCCCAGGCCCUCGCCCGUCUCCGCCACCUGGAGAUGGACACGGGGAACCGGCAGCAGAUGGCGGCGCUGGGGCUGGGGGAGGGCUGGGCGGGGCUGGAGGGUUUGGGGCUGGGCGGGCGGGAGGUGAGCCCCGGUCUGCUGUGCCUGAGCCGCCUGCCAGACCUGCGCUGGCUGCGGCUGCGCAACUGCAGGCUGACGGAGAUGAUGGUGCUGCGCAGCUGCCGGACGCUGAAGGAGCUGCACCGGCUGGAGUUCUGGCAGGUGGAGUUUGUGACGGAGGGCAGGGGUGGAGGAGAGGCGGAGGGCGGAGGAGAGAAGGAGGAGGGGGAGCGAGAGAGGGAGGAGCCGAGCGAAAACGACCCGGUGCCGAACCUCCGCCGAUCGCUGGGGACCCUGCUGCCCAAGUGCAGUUUACUGUUCACUCAGUGCAAAGUUACGGAGAACACGGACUAACUGUAACUGUAAGAUCUGAUACUACAGCAGUGCUGCUGGAGUUCUUAAACACUGUAUCACACACUCCUACCUACAGCUCAAAGUCUUCAUCAUCUUCUUAUCCUUCAUCAGAACAGUGUAUAAAAUAUCUCUCAUAGUGCACUAUUCUCAUCUCAGCGGUGACCGUGAGAUGUUUAAAAACUCCAGCAGCACUGCUGUAUCUGAUCCACUCAUGCCAAACCUACUGUACUGUAGCACACUUUUCCAUCCAGCACAUCCACAAACAACAUCAAACAUCCCACCAGGCUUUAUCUUACAGGCUUUUUCUUCUGAUGGAGAAAUUCUACAUCAUCUACACUGGACUUUAAAAGAAAAUUGCUCCAAAUAAUCUAUCCAAAAUAUCUUCAUUAUUUAAAGGAGAACUCUGGUGUAAAAUUGAUUUUUGGUGUAGUAAAACAUGAUAAAGAGUACUGAUCUUUGUUAGUACUUUGAAUAGCCCACCUCCACUUUCCCACAGCUUUCUGGGAUCCAGUAAUUUUGUGCUUUAUGUCCAGAAUAAAUCGCUUUUUACACCAUUAUCCAGAAUCACAGCUCCACAUCUCAUUGGUAGAAUCCAGAGAGCCCUGACAUUUAAAACGAGGCAUUAAUAACUUAAAAAGUGCAGAAGAAGCUUAUUAAAAAACACUGUUUACAUCCCGUAGCGUAGGUAAAUUUCUGGGCAGAGAUUAGCUAACGCUACGGGAUGUAAAGAGUGAAGCUCAAUUUCACACCAAACCCACACCCAGAAUGAGUUCAUUUCUCCUACAGUUGCUGCUGUUUCUGUUUUAUUAUGGUCAGUAACCCACAGACAGUAAUACUGAAUAUAUUUAACAUAUACAGUAAUAUUAAAACUCUGUGUUUGGAAAGGAAGUGAAAGCCUAUUAAUCCAGAACAGAGCUUAUUGAUUUCUGUCAAUAAAUGGGAAGUAUUGAAAGAGUAAAUUUGUAAUAAAAAAUAUUUUUAAAGUUAAA